Messenger RNA from Carassius carassius (crucian carp), 5372 nucleotides. RefSeq names its product tankyrase 1 binding protein 1 (gene tnks1bp1). The record is from RefSeq and is a predicted model, not a curated record. The transcript is spliced from 10 exons. Lineage: Eukaryota; Metazoa; Chordata; Actinopteri; Cypriniformes; Cyprinidae. Bases 108 to 4310 code for a protein of 1400 amino acids.
GCUGCACGCCUACAAACCAAAAGGACACAGACGUGUAUUUGAGCUUGGCAUCUAUAUGUACAAUCUUAUGGAAUAGAUUUACUACUAUACAGGUGCAGUGUGUAGCCAUGGCUGCAUGGGUGGAGGCGUCCACAGGGGAAAUGGGCCAAUCGCUCAUUAACCCAGACGAACCUUCAGUUGCAGCCUCUGCACUUCCUGGAGACACAGGCAAGUCAGAAUUGAUCCCAAAAUCCCACUUCAUGCCCAAACCAUUUGUCCUGCAAAGGAAUGCCACUGUCCGCUCGAUCCAGGCUCCAAAAACCAACUUAAGGAAAGAGCUCAAUCGAGCCGCCUCUUCUGAAAUGCCUUUUGAUAUUACAAAACCUGAUACUGGUGUUCCAAAACCAUCAGAAUCCCUAAAAUCAGGCUCAAAUGACACAGUAAAUGGCACUAACCAAAGUGCAGCCCCUAUACCCGUCCCACUUAUCCCAAAACCUGACUUAAUGGCUAAAGCUAAACCGGAAUCAACGAAGACUCCUGGUUCUAAUAACCAAACCAGUCCAAACUCAAAACCUGGUGUGACCGCUGAAGAUGUGAAGGACGUUCAGCCCAGGAGCAGGGCAAAAUCCUUGGGUUCUCAGGAUCAAAAGAUCCUGAGCCAGAAGGUCCAAGGAGAAGCAGCCAAGACCGAUGCAGAUGUUAAAAUGUCUUCAAAAUGCUGGCCGCCUCGAAAUCGUCUAGCCAUGGAGCUGACCUCCAAGUUCGAGUCACCAUCUCAACCAGAGAAAGAGGUGAGGAGAGAUGCUGAAACCAGCAAGACAGAGAAAGACUGGCCGCCGCGUUCUCCUUCUGAGUCCAGCUCUUCAAAGCCUCUGAUGGAGAAAGAAGAGACGGGAGAUGAGGAGGUCAGUGUUAAGAGACGGAUCAGCCUUCUCUGCGAUCAAUAUACAGCAGCUCAGCACAGGGACACCUUCAACAAAAGAGACAAUCCACGAGCAGAAAUAUCUGUUGACAUUAAACAGAGAAUCCAGAAUCUGAGCUCGGACGCACCAAGGACACGCUUGCCAUCCACUGGUGCUCCGAAAAGUCCACCAUCCGAGAAGACACAGAGCACCUCAGAUGAGCCACUGAAUGAAAGAUCUUCUGAAAAACCUGCAGCGACAGACAAGAUGCCUGGUGACAAAUCGUCAAGUACGACAGAAAUCAAGAACGCUGCUGCUAAUGUGGAGAAUGAAGAAGAAGAGGAAGACAAUGUUGCCAUUCCGGUUUACCAAAGGAUGAGCCUAGAUGCUGAGAAAAAGAGAAGGGAAGAAGAAGAAAAACAGAGAAAAGAUGAGCAGUCUGAGAAAGAAAGACAACAGCGCGAAAGGGAAAGACUAUUGGAAGAGGAGAGAAAGGCAAGAGAAAUAGAGAGGCAGAAAGAAGAGAAACAAGAGAGAAAACAGGAAGAGGAAAAGCAAAGACAGAUGGAAGAAAGGAGAAAGCAAGAAGAAGAACAAAUCAAAGAAGAAAGAAAAGAGGAGGAGAGGAGGAGACAAGCCAAAGAAGAGAGGGAGAGACAGAUUGAAGAGGAGAAGAGAAGGAUUCAAGAAGAAAAAGAGAGACUGAGAGAAGAGGAAAGACUGGAGAAACUAAAGAAAGAGAAAGAAAUGGAGGAAAGAAAACGAAUGGAAGAAGAGAGAUUGAAAGAGGAGGAAAGACUGAGACAAGAACGAGAAAAAGAGAGACUACAGAAAGAAAAACAGAUGGAAGAAGAGAGGAGAAGAAUUCAAGAGAUGGAGAGACUGAAAGAGGAGGAAAGACUGAGACAAGAACGAGAAAAAGAGAGACUACAGAAAGAAAAAGAGAUGGAAGAAGAGAGGAGAAGAAUUCAAGAGAUGGAGAGACUGAAAGAGGAGGAAAGAAUGAGACAAGAACGAGAAAAAGAGAGAUUACAGAAAGAAAAAGAGAUGGAAGAAGAGCAGAGAAGAAUCAAAAAGAUGGAGAGACAGAAAGAGGAGGAAAGACUGAGACAAGAACAAGAAGAAGAGAGACUACAAAAAGAAAAAGAGAUGGAAGAAGAGCAGAGAAGAAUUAAAGAGAUGGAGAGAUUGAAAGAGGAGGAAAGACUGAGACAAGAACGAGAAAAAGAGAGACAACAGAAAGAAAAAGAGAUGGAAGAGGAAAGGAGAAGAAUUCAAGAGAUGGAGAGACUUAAAGAGGAGGAAAGACUGAGACAAGAACGAGAAAAAGAGAGACUACAGAAAGAAAAAGAGAUGGAAGAGGAGAGGAGAAGAAUUCAAGAGAUGGAGAGAAAGAAAGAGGAGGAAAGACUGAGACAAGAACGAGAAAAAGAGAGACUACAGAAAGAAAAAGAGAUGGAAGAGGAAAGGAGAAGAAUUCAAGAGAUGGAGAGACAGAAAGAGGAGGAAAGACUGAGACAAGAACGAGAAAAAGAGAGACUACAGAAAGAAAAAGAGAUGGAAGAGGAGAGGAGAAGAAUUCAAGAGAUGGAGAGACAGAAAGAGGAGGAAAGACUGAGACAAGAACGAGAAAAAGUUAGACUACAGAAAGAAAAAGAGAUGGAAGAGGAGAGGAGAAGAAUUCAAGAGAUGGAGAGAAAGAAAGAGGAGGAAAGACUGAGACAAGAACGAGAAAAAGAGAGACUACAGAAAGAAAAAGAGAUGGAUGAGGAGAGGAGAAGAAUUCAAGAGAUGGAGAGACAGAAAGAGGAGGAAAGACUGAGACAAGAACGAGAAAAAGAGAGACUACAGAAAGAAAAAGAGAUGGAAGAAGAGAGGAGAAGAAUUCAAGAGAUGGAGAGACUGAAAGAGGAGGAAAGACUGAGACAAGAACGAGAAAAAGAGAGACUACAGAAAGAAAAAGAGAUGGAAGAGGAGAGGAGAAGAAUUCAAGAGAUGGAGAGAAAGAAAGAGGAGGAAAGACUGAGACAAGAACGAGAAAAAGAGAGACUACAGAAAGAGAGAGAAAUUGAAGAAAGAAAACAAAUGGAAGAGGAGAGACAGAGAGAAGAAGAAAGACUGAGACAGGAAAGAGAAAAAGAGAGACAAAAGAAAGAAAAAGCGAAGGAAGAGGAGAGACAAAGAAUUCAGGAGUUGGAGAGACAGGAAGAGGAGGACAGAUUGAGAAAAGAACGAGAAAAUGAGAUGGAGAUGGAAACAUGUCAUGCGGAAGUUCCUACGAGUCAUGAUUUAAUAUCGUUUGAUGCGGAGGGACCGGCAGUGUCACAGACUCUCGUCUCCACCGUCCAGGCUGCUGACGUCUCACCUCUGCUCACUGAAGUGAUUUAUGAUGACUUUUCAGUGAAACCCCGAAGAUGGGGAACAAGGGCGAGACGUGCCUCCACACCGUCUCCAUCCAGAGAACCUCCUGCUGCUCCUGACCACAGUUUACAGCCAGAAUCAAAGUCCAGUGAUCCUGGAUCUCAAGAACCAUACGGAGAUCAGGUAUAUGUGCAUGAUCUGAUCGGAUCUGAACCUGAAGCCUACAGUCCACAAAACUCGACAGAAAGCAGAAAGCAGUCAUAUUUAUUUGAGGAGUCCAAACCAGAGGACCCGCUGGAGCCAGAACCUCAAUCUGAUGAGGGUCAGCUGAAGGACGCUGAGCCCGAGGAGGAUGCAGCUGCAGAACAGGACACAGAGAAUCUAAUCGAGGAAACCGAUGAACAAAAUGAAAACAGCGACACUGUUGAUGGUCUCGCCAGAAUCAAUCAAGUCCUACAGAGACUGACUCAAAAAACUACAUCUACUGAUUCAGACACAGAAGACGUCCCAAUUCAGGAGGAGGCCGAACCGCUACCGGUUCUUGAGACUGCAGCUCCUCUCCCGGACUCCAGCGUUUACCGCUCAAAGGUUGCUCUGGGGAAGAAACGGAGCAUAAAGCGCUCCAGACCUUCUCGUUCUAUACGACAGAAAGCCACCCUGCUCUCUCUGACAGAGGGAACGCAACCCGACUGGAGGUUCUGUGACUCCACAGAAGCAAAAGAUCCGUGUUCCAAUGAAGCGGACUCUGAAUCAGAAGAGGAACCGUCCCAGGACGUCACGUCCUCUCCAGCCCCGAGUCAGCCCAAAAGAGUCCCUUUGUUUCCUGGGAUGGACCCUUCUGCCCUCAUGGCGCAGCUAAAGCGGAGAAGUGGAGUUGCAGAAACAGUAAGUCCAGCAGAAGCACAGACGUCUCCGUCUGUCCCCACACGCUCUCCCCGCACACACACCAGCUCCCUCGGCCCCAGAGUGCUGCCCCCUGUUGACAACAGUGGGUCGGGCUCUUCACCCUCCUGGCUGCUUGAGCUCAAAUCCAAGAAGCGAAUGAAUCAACCUGAAAGUGAAGCAUGAAGCUCGUGAAGCUCCGGUCUGAUGCAGUUUAAGAGGAAGUCCUCUGCAGAGGAAGUCUGCGUGAUGCCACAAAGAUGCCAAAAGAACUGCCUUAGACGAAUGAGAAGUGCGAUGAUCUUUCAUUCUCAUGCUGACUGAGUAUCAGACUAUUUUGAGUACAAGUCCUGGACUAAACAGUUUGUCAAGCUUUGCCGAGAUGACGUCCUGUUAUACACAUUUUUACAUUUUACAUGAAAGUCUGUCAUAAUUUGGCAGCAUUAUAAGCGGCAAAAGAAUGUGUGUUUAAAAAGCAAGUGCCGUUCAUUUGAAUUUUGUUUACAUUUAUUAAUCCAGCAGAUGUUUUUAUCCAAAGAGAGGAUGGUAAAACAAGCAUUCAAGUUCCUCCAGUUCGAUCAGGGGCCAAAUGCACAUAUCUUCUGUUCAUCUCUGAUCGUGGAGAAGCAGAAAUCAGUAUAGCUUCAAUGCACUUUAAAUGAGUCAGCUGAGACCACUGGAAAAGUACCUUAGGGCUCUUAGGCAUUAAAUUGCAUUUGAGUUAGAUUUUUCUGAUUUUAAAUAUUGUGUUUCUAAAAGUCUUCAGAUGUUCAUUAUGGCAUUGCUAUAUGAAACUCCUUUUUUCUCUCUCUUAAUUGUUUUCAUUGUUUACAACAUGCCGGUCCUUUAAGACCCAUUCAUGAUUUGAUGGUGUUUUGGUCUCAUUCGGUUUUAUUUUAUUCUCUAUGUUUCUUAUUUAAUCAAAGCUAGUGAGCAGAAAAGCAUCAGCUGAUGUGCUUGGAUCGGGCUGAUUGUCAUUUAUGAGGUUUUGUUUUGUUGCCCGUGUCUUUUCAGCCCUGCCAAGAACACUUUUACAAACACAAAUCAGAGUUACGAUAAUGUCUAAUAAGUUGUGACUGUGUUCCUUUGAAAUGUUUUUCGGUCAUGUUUAUUUUUAGACUUCAGCUGUGUAAAUUGAUGCUUGAGGAAAAUGUUUACCUGUUUAAUGUUGGGAAAUAUGAAUUGUGUUUUAUAAAAUAUGAAUUACGAACUGCAAUUAUCUUGAUUAAAUAUUUUUCUAAAUGGGAA